AUGACGCCAAAAUUCUUUGUCAGAAGUGAGCUUCCAGGCAUUGAAGUCUCUAACAAUGUAUCUGCAGAAUUUGGAGAUAAUAUUGUACUUACUUGUAACUUUACCAUCAGUCAAGCCGCUUCUAAACGGACUAAACUAACCAAGCUGAUGUGGGCCAAAGAUGGUCGGCUUAUUGAAGAAGUUCUUUACCCAAAAGGACAGUCGCUUAAAUCCCUCAAGGUUUAUGUGGACCGUCCUGAAGUUGGUGGUAUCUACUCUUGUCACUUGACAUCCAAGCUAAGAAAUGUCAAGGAGUAUAAUGUUACUGGUAGCAUCUAUGUGUCAGUUCAGCCUAGAUUUUUCCCUGAAAGGAAAAAAGAAAAGAAAAUGAAUCGGCUUGUGUGCACUGCUCAGGGAAAUCCACUGGUGACCGAAUGGAAAAGAAAAAAUCUUCACAACGAUGACAUCUGGGUCUUGGAUACGAAAGAUAACUCAUCCAAAGGAAAGUACGUUUUUUCUAACAUGGAUGGCUUCAAGGAUCACACCUUGACCAUCUAUGACGUACAACCUAAAGACGCCGGCCAGUAUUAUUGCUGCAUCAAGAACAUCACAAGUCCCAGACCCCCCGAAGAUAUCAGUAACUGUCAGAUCUUUGACGUCCAACCUCCAGGUUCUGUAGUUGGCAAAGCAAGUCUCACGUUUUCCAUCAUUCUCCUCGACCUGCUGCUGAAUUGGUUGCUGUAAUGAUCACGUGACUAYUCCACCAGGUCACGUGAUGCCCGAGGAUGGAAGUGCAUCCAUCAUUUGACCAAAGUAUUUCCUUUCAAUAAGAUAAAGUGCACUCGUAUUCUUAGUGCUGAAUUGUAUAGAAUGCCUUCAUUGUACUAGGGUAGCAUGGGUGGCCUCUCACCACUGUGGUCAUGGUUCGAGCCCUGGCUCAGACUGGAUCAUAAGUGAGUUGAGUUUGUUUGUUGUGUUGUUCUCUCCCUUGCCAUGAGGGUUUUCUACGGGAUCUCCAGUUUCUUCCCUCCGUAAAAAUCAACAUGUGAGUUGAGUGCUGUAUAUUGUAA
This is a messenger RNA of Actinia tenebrosa (Australian red waratah sea anemone), 1049 nucleotides long. RefSeq lists its product as uncharacterized. Lineage: Eukaryota; Metazoa; Cnidaria; Anthozoa; Actiniaria; Actiniidae. Gene Ontology annotation, biological process: cell-cell adhesion. The record is from RefSeq and is a predicted model, not a curated record. Gene Ontology annotation, molecular function: cell adhesion molecule binding. Gene Ontology annotation, cellular component: plasma membrane; cell-cell junction.